AGAGGGCAGGUAUUGCGAUCUCUGAAUGACAGGGCUUUCUAUCAAAGGCGAGCUGAUCCCCAGUCGUUUUUCUCGGGGUGCAAAAAUGUUCUUGCGGAAAGAGCUGUCUGGACUGAGGCUGUCGUAAGGAUACGGUAGAAUUCCAUAGCAGGGAAUUUGGGGCUUUUUCCAGAAUAAUAAUAUUUAAAAAAACAGACGGUGUAAGAGAUAUUUAAAACACAGCAAUAAAGGCAACUGUCACGAACUGCCGACGUUCGUGGACGCGCGUACGCCACGAGCAAAACUGUAAAGUUUUAGAGCAUCUACAGCAAAAUACAUUCUUCCCUUUCGACGAAGUAUCAUCUUAGACGGAACUUCUACUGCUGCCGACUUUAAAGCCUACAGGAAGUAGAAAGUAUGGAUUGCUCAGUGGAUUAAUACCUGGUGUGGAUUUUACGGAUUUUUCCUAUUUUUUUUCUUUUUUUCUUUCCAUCUUUCACUUUUAUUGCUACAAGUUCACCCAGCCUUUUCUUGGAUUACCAAGAACUAUUUUGCCAUUUCAUUGUCAUUGCUGGGAAAGACCAUGUACCAAUCGAGUAGUAAGAAAUGUUUCACUAUUGAGUCCCUGGUUGGUAAAGAAAGUAACUCUCCGGCUGGGGACGAACCUGUGAGACCUACGGCUUUAAGGUUCACCGAAUCCGUCCACCCUCCUCCCUUUGGGAGUUGCUUUCAAAGUACCGACAGGACCUUAUUCAACAGCCAGGAUCUGAUGUUCCCGGAGCCGGGAGCUCACGCUGGCAACCCAGGACUCUCCCUUCAUCAUCUGCAGCUACCCGGGCAGCCUUAUUUUAACCCGCACCAAAGAGAGACUUUGAAUUUCUAUCCAUGGGUCCUUCGAAACAGAUAUUUGGGACACAGGUUUCAAGGUGAGGAUAGUAGUCCAGAAAGCCUCCUCCUGCAUGGUCCAUUCUCUCGCAAGCCAAAACGAAUUCGCACUGCUUUCUCGCCUUCUCAACUUCUGAGGCUGGAGCGCGCCUUCGAAAAAAACCACUAUGUAGUGGGAGCAGAGAGAAAACAGCUGGCCAACGGCUUGUGUCUCACAGAAACUCAGGUAAAGGUAUGGUUCCAGAAUAGACGGACAAAACACAAGAGGCAAAAGCUGGAAGAGGAAUCCCCUGAAUCCCAACAGAAAAGGAAAGGCAAUCAACAUGUGAAUCGUUGGAGGGUGGCCACUCGCCAAGGAAGCCCUGAAGAUAUUGAUAUCAUCUCGGAAGACUGAUAGGCAGAGAAGCAGAAAACACCAGGACAGCUCCAACUUGUACAAACCGUAAUCGCGUAGGAAAGAUGAUCUGCUUGUGAGAGUUAUAAACUGUUAACACUGCAAUAGUGACAAAUUAGAGAACAUGUGAGAGAAAUCCAACACAAAUGGAGACGAGGAGGGG
This is a messenger RNA of Polypterus senegalus (gray bichir), 1421 nucleotides long. RefSeq names its product empty spiracles homeobox 3 (gene emx3). The transcript has 3 exons. Gene Ontology annotation, biological process: brain development; regulation of DNA-templated transcription; neuron differentiation. The record is from RefSeq and is a predicted model, not a curated record. NCBI's taxonomy places the organism in Eukaryota, Metazoa, Chordata, Cladistia, Polypteriformes, Polypteridae. Gene Ontology annotation, molecular function: DNA binding; DNA-binding transcription factor activity, RNA polymerase II-specific. Bases 563 to 1258 code for a protein of 231 amino acids.